Molecule: messenger RNA, 1111 nt
Organism: Erythranthe guttata (spotted monkey flower)
Lineage: Eukaryota; Viridiplantae; Streptophyta; Magnoliopsida; Lamiales; Phrymaceae
Source: RefSeq, a predicted model, not a curated record
UGUACCUUGAAAUUGGAACGCUAUGAAUGUAGUCUUUGAUCUCGUUGGACUUUUGAAUAUGGUAUUUAAUUUAUGAUGUUAUGGAUGCAUAGGUCAUGAAUGAUCAUAGCACAAUUGAGGAAAAUAUUAAAUGCAUAGCACAAGGACCUAGUCGAUGGAUUAAAACAUACAAAGGUUAUUAUGUCAAUGGGUUCAAGUUUCACACAACCUAACAUGGGCAACAUAAAUCAACAAUGAAUAAUGGUGUUUGUGUUUUAGGGAAUUCAUGGAAUGCAAAUGAAGUUGAUUAUUACGGGUUGUUGGAAGAGGUGAUGGAGGUAGAAUACUUUGGAAGUGGAAAUAAAGUUGUUCUGUUUAAAUGUCAUUGGUAUGAUACAUCUGACCGCGGGGUUAGAGUGCAUCCACGGUUUGGUGUUGUGGAGAUUAAUGUUCGAAGAAGGCUUAGCACAAAUGACCCUUUCAUUUUAGCUGAACAAGCACAACAAGUUUUUACACAUCUUUUCCAUCUACACGAAAAGAUAGAAGUGAUUGGCGGGCUGUAUGCAAAACAAAAGCUAGGAGUAGAAUAAAUAUGCCACCAGUAGAAACACACGAAGAAAGCAAUCCCAAAAUUGUUGAAGAUCCUUUUCAAGAAGAGAUAAUGUCAUCACCAUAUGAAAUUCCUAUCACAGUAGAUUUAGAUCGGUCUGAUAUUUUAUUGGAUAAUACUAUAAAUCCCGUAGAAGUACUUCCCGGUGAAGUUAGGGAUGAUUCGAUGACCUCAACAGGAGAUGUAGGAAUUGAUGAAGAGGAAGAAGAGGAGGAAGAAGAAUUUGAAGACUCUGAUUCUGAAAACAACACAAACCAGCACUACGUGGAUUCCACUAGUACCGACGAUGAGGAUGGGUGAAGGAAAUGUAAGCCACCGAAAGUCUAGAACAAGGGGACAUGUACGGAGUACAAAUACGUGGUGAAUGAAACAUUUAGACUAUGAUAUGAUCAUUCUGUCUUGUUAAGAUUCUUUUUACAUUAUUUUGUUAAGAUUAUAUGUUUUGGAAUUUGUGCUCAUGUUGGAACUAUUGGGAAUCAUACCCGUGUGAUGAUUUAUUUAGAUUUACAUUCUUAUUGGGAU